AUGUCAGAGCGAGUGAGGUAUGAGUCAGAGGAUUCUCCGGGGGGCAAUUCGUUUAGAGGCGCAAGCGGCGUUGGAGAUCACGGGUGGGUGGGGGCUUUUGAGCGAGUCCUCGGUGAUCAUACGGACGGAGGGAUCGAGAUUGACCGCAAGAGAGGACAAGUUGGGACUAAGAGCGGCACUGCUUCGACGACCAGUACCACCCAAAAGGAACGGGAAGGUCCACCUCCGCCUCUCGACGUCCGACAGCCAAGUCGAGCCACCACUCAAGCACACAUGCGCGAACCUCUUCGCUCACCUGGCCUGUCAUCUGUCAGUAGUCAGGAAUACGAGCAGAGAUAUCGUCUUCACAGCCGGACUAACAGCAAGGCGAGCGGCGCCAUUGAAUCUUCCCUUCAGGUGCCGCAAGCUAAAUCUCCUGGACUUGGCGAUGCAGGCAAGGGGCCCGGCAAAUUUCAAACUAAGGAGCAGGGACCCUCGGCCAGGGGCGAGCAUGAGGGCUCGAACGCUUCCGCUCGACGUCUUGCUCUUGACGUUGGAGUGCCUCUGGACGGGCCCAAGUCGUCUGGUCCGCCUUUGCUGACUUGUGUCGAGGAGUGCAUCGCUGCGGAAGGCGUGUACAUCAACCACGCGCCUUCGCUGUCCAUCCUGACACUUCGCAAUUUCAGUGCAGAAAGACGCCUUUUGGUACGUCUGGAGAGCGAGCUUGGUCGUGGGAUCAGCUUCCUCAAACGGAAACGUACCUCAACGCGAGAUCGUGAGUGUACCCCUCAAUGCUAUUGUAGACAGCGCCCGAUGCUCACCUCGUCACAAAUCGAUGCCUCGACGCAGCAUCUGCAGUGACAUGGCCCGCGAACACGGUGACCUGGGCGCAGAAAGACGGACUUUCCCCUUCAAAGCUGCGAGACCUGCGACAUUUCGUCGCGAAUCUAGAGCCAGCGGAUUCCUUCAUCCUCGAAGCAAGCUCCGAGAUUGUGGUAUACGUCUCUUUCCGACCUGUGCAUUUCGUCUCUGAGCUCGACGCAGCAUCUUUCGCGCCGCCUCGAAGCCCUGCCACUGACGCCGCCUUUAGUCCUCCGCGACCGAAUGCCCGAGUAGGCAGCAUGACUAGCCGCUCCUCUAGCAACAGCAGCUCAGCUGCGUCGCCCGCAGCUCAGGCGGAGACGUCGUCCGGAAAAGACAUUGCAACUGGUGUGGUGCAUGAGUCCUUCAGCAUUCACGGCUCCGCCAUCGUGAGGAGCUGGCCUCUGGCCCUCACUGACUCGAGCAACGCUGUCUCGUUUGAGGACGGUGUUUCGCAGCCGUCUACAGGAUCGAGCGCACAAAACGACAUCUCAUCAGGCGCGAGUAAUUUGUCCUCAACCUCUGCCUCAAGCUCCUCCUCUCGCCCCACCAGCACUUACGGAUCUUUACUCUCUUCUGCAGGCGCAGCGUCUUCGUUCGCCACUACGACAGACGCAGCAGCACCGGAUCAAGAGCCCCAAAUGAUUCAGAUUCCGUUCUCGGCGUGGGCUUGUAAACCUCAAAUCGCCAUCUCGUCACAUCAGGCGACGCUGGCUCACAAGCGUUUGGAUGGAGAAGACAAAACCUCUCCAUAUGAGCGACACAAUCACGGUCUCAUGGUCCUUGACUUUGGAGAUCUCUUCGUCGGUCAGCGCGAAGAGCGAGAGCUGGUGCUUCAUAACCAAUCAGCCAUUGAAUGCUUUUGGCAAGCACGUUUAGACGACGCCGACAGCAUGCUGGCUUCUCCACCCUUGAGUCUGGUUAGCGAUACCGAGCGCACCCUAGAGACCGUCUCUUCAGCAGACGAGGUGCAGUAUCGGCCUCAUAUCCUAGCACCCGGCAACGCUCAGACGAUCAAGCUGGUCGUUUCGCCCACAGAACCAUGUCGCGAUUUCGAACAAGUCAUCACGGUGAGCAACCUUCACAAUGCCUCUAAUUCGGUGCGGAUAUUAGUGCGCGCCAACAUGCUGGGAGCGGCCACAGACGAUGCUCUGUCAGUCCUGUCUGGAGACGUCAUCGAUUUUGGAGAUUGCUGCGGUGGUCAUUGGACACGACAGCUCCUCGUCUUGAAGAACGCAGGAGAUGUGCUGCUGGAGCUCGCGUUCGGCGUCCAGAAAGGCAUCGAGGCAAAUUUUCAGCUCGCCGAACUUGCACCUCAAGACGAAGACACAGGCUUCGGCGAGCCAAUGCUUCCUCCAGUUGUUGCCUCGCAGCUAGAUGCCCCAAGUGCCCACGGCCGAGAUCCAAGCCAGGAAAGCUCCGCGUUGUCGACCGAUGGCGGGAGCGGUUAUCAAGCGGACGUCGCAGGUGAUGAGACGGUUCACGUGAACAAAGCUACUGGAUCGCAGAUGAGCUCGUCCUUGCUUAGCCCAAGCCAAGCUUCGUCUGCUGUUCUUACCCCUUCUACAAAUCCUCAAAGCUGGGCUGCAACGGACAUGGCUCGCACACCUACGCAUCAUGCACGGGCGACGCCAUUGACGGACCCUCCACACUUUGAGCUUUCCACCAGCGAAGCAGUACUGCCUGUGGGCAAGCUUGUGGGAACGAACCCUGGACGACCCAGAGGGGGUUCUGUUGCGCGUGAGGAUGAAGUCGACGCCUCUUCAGUCGCGUCCCAGGCUGGCUCGAUGCCUGGAUCACCUGAGCUAAGCAGACCUUCGCUCAGCACAAGAUCUUCCAACCUGGAGCAGCACCGCGCAGGACCUGAUAAAGGCGGCGCCCUGGCGCAUCUUACCUACGGUGUUGGUCCUUCUGACGCGCAAGAUAAGCGGGGCGCCGCCAGCAAUCUGCGCAGCAGGCCUUCCUCAGCUUUCCUUGGAUCGAUCCCAUCGUAUGCUGUCCCGUCGAAGAGCGAGCUGACGGACGAGGCUGCAUUACAAGAUGAUGCUCAGUCCAUGCUCUCAGAAGUCACCGGCAUGUCAGACGGCCGACCCGGUGCUCACCAUCCGCCAACCCGCGUUGGCACUAUGAGCAAUGCGAGCGGUUCUCAUUCUUCAAGGGCUCGAGUCACUGCCGCAGCCGCGCUCAGUGGUCUUCGCAAUGCCGAGCAAUCACACAGUAAUCGACUCGAAGAGCUUCUCCUCAGACCCGGAAGCGAAUAUCGCGUGGUGGUCUCUCACCGGCCGGCUAGAGGUGAGCUCGAUGCCGAAUAUUCAGCGGGCCGUCUUCGUGAAGAGAACUUCCAAAUCUCUCUCGAUUACGCCCGCGCUCGUUCUGACGGUGCUCGAGCGCGAGGUGGCAGGCAGCGCAAGACCGUACAGUGCCGUGUUGGCACUUGCACCUCAUUCAUCACCGUCUCGCCGAAGGUUGUUGACUUUGGCGAGGCUAAUGUAGGCGCUCGCAAAUUUGCUCACGUGGCCGUAGAGAAUCGCUCAGAGCUCACAGCAAGAAUCGACUUGCGUUUUGUGUCAAAGGUGCUCAGCAUGUAUCGCGACGAAGUCUCGAUUCCUGCGCUGCAGACGGUCGAGCUUCGGGUAGACUUCUUUCCGCGACGCAUCAACAAGUCGUAUCGGAAGCAAAUCACCGUAGCCAAUCUGAUGAACAGAUCGAACGACCAAAUUUUCGAAGUACGAAGCCGCAAUGUGGACGAGGAGCGGAUAGGACUUCAUUCUCUGUUCUACCGCAUUCUCACUCCCUCGGGCGCAAAUUUCAUAGACUUCAAUGAUGUCAACAUCAACUCGUUGCGCCUUCGCACGUUUUCCAUUCAGAAUCUUAGCGCUUCAAAGCUUCAGUUAGAGCUGAGCUCUGCUCACCCGGAGGAUCUGCGUUUGUUCGUACGCAAGCAGGAUAGCCGAUCCCCAGCCUCUCCUACCACCGCAGGGGUAGAUCCUAAACAGGCCAAUGCACCGGCCAGCUCCCUCUUCGUCACUGACAGCAGCACCAUCGAUCCACCCAUCGCUGCCGCCGCUGUCCUACCAGACGGAGCUGCAUCUGCCGCCAUCGACUCGUCCCUUACAGCUGUACUCGCCACCUCACCGGGCGUUGCAACGACGGACCUGCCGUCCACGGCCGACGCGAUGCCAGUCAGAACUAGAACUGGCGCAGACCUCAAGGAACGAUUCAUCGAGUCUAUCUCAAACGAUGCGCCGGCGUCCCUUCGCCGAGAAAAUGCGACUUGGAGGCUCGCUCAGAAGCACAGCCACUUCCGCGGCAAAAAGGAUGGCAGCAGCAGCAAAGCUACCUCUUCAACCGCGAAUAGAAGCGGGAACGGCAAAGAGUCUAAUCCUCCCCCCAAGCCAAAAGCCCAGAUCAACCUUGUCGCAGCCCUCAAGAAGGGAGGGAAGGGAAGAAUAACUCUGCCUUGGGGGAAUGCCAUUGCCUUCAAGGAUCGGACUCUCAUCACCAGCUUCGAGUAUCUUGACCUGGCCAGCGGUCCACCUGUAGAUCAACGACGGAUAUCUCCAAAGAGCAAGAAGUACAUCUUGCUCGAAAGCAUCGUUAGCGCUCACCGACCUAGAGGAGCUGCAUCAGCGAGCGGAAAAGCUCUGCGAGACGUCAAGGACAGCGAUGCUGACGCAGCUGGACGCUCGGGCAAGGCUCAAGCCUCUGAUACCAGCAAGGCGAAGAGCGACAGUAUCGCACACCGAAAGAAAGAUCGAGGUGCUGCUCAUAACCGCAAACUGCCCCAAUUUCUCGCUGACGACAUUCACCAAAAGGAUGGGAAGCCUUCGCGUGAAGUUAGCUCCGGCGGAAGUGGCCGCGACGCAACCUCACAUGAAGAGUCGGGCGCAGACAUCAAAGACCUGUGUGACCGCGCCUCUCCAGCUUUGACAGGCAAACGGAAACCUCUUCCAGCCAGUCUGUCUGACCCAUCAAGCGUCUCGAAACUGUCGCUCCAGGAGCUCGUGAGCGCAGUCGAGGCACAAAAUCCCGUAUUAAGCACAUAUAUCAUGGGAGGUCAGGAAGCAGAAGAGAAAGUAGUCAGGACAGAGCUGAAUCUGCAAAGAGAGUUGCAAAAUGCUAUCGACAUCGGGCGACUUGUGCCACUCAGCACUCUUGAGCUCGGAGCGCACGAGGAGAGACAGAUCAUUGGCAUCUACUCUCCCUGUGGUAGUACGCGGCCUCACAUUCAGGGCAAUGCGCGCAAACAAGAUUCGAGGAUCUUCAUGCGCCUUGUAGCGUAUGAUUCUGGAAGGGUGCGAGACUCAGCCGAGUUCAGCUCUAUGGCCCCCCUCGAACCUCACGAGCUGCCGGUUCGCGACUUGAUGGUGAAGGCCAAUGUGUGCCGCAGCGUUUUCGAGAUUGGACAGCCCCACAUCAAUUUCGGUCAUGUGGACAAGAGCGACACCAAGACUCGCAAGAUUCUCAUUCAAAAUCGCUCCGAAUGGGCGCUGCGUUAUUGCGUCCGUAAAAGCGGAAGUAUCGCGAGCAGUGACAUUCGCAUCACUUCUGGGCUCUUUGGCGUCGUGCCUGGCCACGGCAAGCGUGAAGUGGAGUUCAUCUUCUCGCCCUCAAUGUCAGGCCAGUUCCAGGAGCGCCUCACUAUCGAAAAUGUGGCGGAUAGGGACAACAAUCAGGUGCUAUCGCUGAAAGCCACGGUCAGGAAGGUGCCCAACUUUUCGGUCGAGCCUCUAUUGAUCGACUUUGGGCACCUUUCACCGGCCAAGCUGACUGCCCCGCAGCACUUUACCGUGACGAACACUACAAUUAAGGCUAGAACCUUCGUCGUAGAGGUCGAUGGCGAGGACCUCAGGCAGCAAAGAAGCGUACUGGACGUGGUCGUCGCUGCGGGCUCAAACGAGGCGUCAAAGGGCACACUCUCAAAAGCGGAAGAGGAAGAGGUCGAGCACAUUUCUCAAAAGCUGAAGAUUGCAACACGCAAAGGUCAUGACGACAAAGUGAAGAAGUAUGAGACCCGGCUCGCUGAGUUGGGAGCUAGGACGGAACAGAGCGUGCCGGAUCAGGAGCCUAGCUCGUCGACAGAUGAGCCUGCGACUGCUACCACCUCGCUCAAAAGGACAGCGUCGACGGUCACCGUGACUCUUGCUGCAGAACAGAGCACCAGACUCUUAGUUCGGCUUCGGCCUCAUGCAGCGCAUACUGCUCUUCCUGCGGACCACCCAGCAAUACGCAACACUGCUACGCCCGAUCAGAUCGCCGCAGAUCACGUCAAAGUCCGCAUCCAAGUUCACGAGGUGAAGAAUCGAGACGAGAUGCGCGUGGUCGAAUUGCAAGCGAACAUUGAUUUGGCUGCCACGUCUGACUCGGGCGCUGUGGUGGAAGAUCACCCGUCACCAGACCCCCUGCCGAAGGACGCAAACGCGAUCAUCUUUUCGACCGAUACAACAAACAUCUCAUAA
This is a messenger RNA of Ceraceosorus bombacis, 6299 nucleotides long. The record is from the annotation of a GenBank genome assembly. NCBI's taxonomy places the organism in Eukaryota, Fungi, Basidiomycota, Exobasidiomycetes, Ceraceosorales, Ceraceosoraceae.